AUGGCUCAGAACAAGUUCAAGAGGACUUUUAUCGUUGGCUGUGGAUGCACGGCAUUCAUAAAGCCUAGAGGCCAGAGGACAACGGAGGAUAUGGGACUUGAAGCAGGCACAAAGGCGCUGCUCGAUGCUGGUAUCACAUAUGAUGCAGUACAAACUGCAUUCGUGGGUCACUGCUACGGUGAUUCUACAAGUGGUCAACGGGCUCUCUACGGCCUUGGAAUGACCGGGAUUCCCAUCACCAACGUGAAUAAUAAUUGUUCGACCGGAAGUACCGCACUUUUCCAUGCAAACAAUGCUGUAAAGUCUGGCCUGGUCGACUGUGCCCUCGCGUUGGGCUUUGAGCGUAUGGCAGCAGGCAGUCUCGGAACCAACUUCCCCGACAGGGCACCACCGACUCUUUUAUUCACUAAGCGGACCCUAGACCUUGAAAAGACCCUAGCUUCUGGAACAAACUUUGGUCCAGGUGCCCCGCGAAUGUUUGGCAACGCAGGGCAAGAAUAUAUGGACAAAUUCGGUGCCGAAGUCAGACACUUGGCCAUGAUAGCCGCAAAGAAUCACGCACACUCCGUCAAGAAUCCAUAUUCACAAUUUCGUAACGGAUGGACGGUUGAACAAGUCCUACAGGCACCUAAAAUCAAUGCCCAACUCACGAAGUUCAUGUGCAGUCCUACAUCGGAUGGUGCAGCCUGCUGUAUUGUUGCAUCAGAAGACUUUGUGCAUGCCCAUGGAUUGGAGAAUCAGUCCAUUGAAAUAGUUGCACAAGGCCUUGAGACGGACGACCCUGCUGCGUAUGAUACUGAAAGCGCUAUGGAGGUCGUCGGUUACGGGAUGUCGAAGCGAUGUGCUGACAAAGUAUUUAAAGACGCUGGCUUUGCCGACGGCGAAGGGCGUGACUUGGUUGGCGUGGUCGAGCUACAUGACUGUUUUUCCGCGAAUGAACUCAUCACAUACCCUGCCCUUGGACUUUGCGCUCUUGAUGAGGCCCAUAAGAUGGUUGAAAGGGGUGAUAAUACGUACGGCGGCAAGUAUGUUGUAAACCCGAGCGGUGGUCUUGAAGCCAAAGGACAUCCACUCGGGGCCACUGGUCUGGGUAUGCAUUUCUAUAUUACAAUGCAAUUGCGUAAUUUGGCAGGACCUAUGCAAGUACCUGGCUUAUUCGACAUUCCGGACAAGCGGGGCAAAUUUGGUCUUGUUCACAACAUUGGUAUUGGAGGUGCAGUCGUCGUCAGUCUACUCCGCAGGCCCGAGUUUUAUAAAGCAGGGGGUAUCGACGGCCAGGCUAGGCUAGGAUACAAUCACGCUCAUGAAUGCCGGCCUGUUACGCUUGCAGAUGUUGACAAAGUUAAGUCAAAGAAAUCAUCGAAGUUUGUCCUUCAGCAUGCGAAACUUUGA
Suillus subaureus is the source of this 1392-nucleotide messenger RNA. RefSeq names its product thiolase-like protein. The record is from RefSeq and is a predicted model, not a curated record. Lineage: Eukaryota; Fungi; Basidiomycota; Agaricomycetes; Boletales; Suillaceae. The coding region runs from base 1 to 1392 and encodes 463 amino acids. Gene Ontology annotation, molecular function: acyltransferase activity, transferring groups other than amino-acyl groups. The transcript is spliced from 12 exons.